CUGCACACAGGGCGGCAGGUGAGGGACACGCAGGAGGAGGACCUGUAGCAGGACGAGGUGCAGGAGGAAGGUCGAUAGCAGGAUGAGAGAUCUGCGCCCCCUGGACAUCCUGGCAGAGGCGGUCCCUCCGAAUGGCGCUGAGAGCGGCAUCAGCGUGACACGGGUUCAAGGAGCGCUGGGACUCCAGCUCUCCAGCCCCCAUGCCAUGAGCUUCCCUGCUUCGAGGAUUUUCGUCAGAUGUGACCUCUUCCCUGAAGAAUUUUCCAUCGUUGUAACCUUGAAAGCUCCCCCUCUCCCCCCUAAGAAGAAUGAGUACCUGUUCACGGUGGUGGCGGAGGGGCCCGAUGCGCUGCUGCUGGGCCUGCGGUACUCACCCACCCGGCUGCACUUUCUUCCUCAGCCAGGACUCGGCGGCGCCUGGCAGACCCGAGUGUCCUUCCACAGCCCGACACUGGCACGUCCCGCGCGGCACCGCUCUGUCCUUUUCUACACUAAUGGCCUGCACUGCCGCUCUCCCGCGGCUAAACCCCCACCCACUGUUUUCAGAACUGCCGAUGUGCCCUUCCCAGCCGCCCUAUCGGUGCAAGGAGCCCGCUUCUUCAUCGGCAGCCGGAGGAGGACCAAAGGCCUGUUCACGGGCCUGGUCAGGCAGCUGGUCCUGCUGCCCGGCUCCGACGCCACUCCCAGGCUGUGUCCCUGCAGGAAUGCGGAGCUCGUGCUGUCCAUCCCCCCAAUCCUGCAGGGUCUCACGGGGAAGCCAGAGGACAAUGAGGUGCUGAAAUAUCCCUAUGAAACCGACAUGAAGGUGACGCUGGGAUCCCGGCCUCCGUGCACCAAAGUGGAGGAUGCCCAGUUCUGGUUUGACGCCGGGCAGAGGGGGCUGUACCUGUGCGUGGGCAGCGAGUGGGUCUCCGUGCUGGCAGCCAAAGAGAGGCUGGACUACGUGGAGGAGCACCAGCGCCUCUUCACGCGCUCGGAGACGCUGGGCAUCGAGGUCUUCGUCAUCCCCGAGGCCGGGCUCUUCAUAGCAACCGCCAAUCGGAAGGCCACGUCCGCCAUCUACAAGUGGACCGACGGGAAGUUCGCCUCGUACCAGAGCAUCCGCACACACCAAGCGCAGUCCUGGAGGCACUUCACCAUCGGGAAGAAGAUCUUCCUGGCUGUGGCCAACUUUGACCCCAACGAAAAGGGCCAGGAGUUCUCCGUCAUCUACAAAUGGAGCCCGAGAAAGCUGCGGUUCACGCCCUACCAGAGGGUGGCCACCCACAGCGCCCGGGACUGGGAGGCCUUCGAGGUGGCUGGGGAGCACUUCCUGGCCGUGGCCAACCACAGGGAAGGAGAUAACCACAACAUCGACAGCGUCAUCUACAAGUGGAACCCUCGGACGCGCCUGUUCGAGGCCAACCAGACCAUCGCCACCUCCGGCGCCUACGACUGGGAGUUCUUCACGGUGGGGCCCUACUCCUUCUUGGUGGUGGCCAACGCCUUCAACGGCACGUCCACCAAGGUGCACUCCCACCUGUACGUCUGGCUGGUCGGCUCCUUCCGGCUCUUCCAGUCUUUCCUGACAUUUGGCGCCGCGGACUGGGAAGUCUUCCAUAUUGGAGACAGGAUCUUUCUCGCUGUUGCCAACAGUCACAGCUACGAUGUGGAAAUGCAAGUGCAAAAUGACUCCUACGUCAUCAACUCGGUCAUCUACGAGCUGAACGUCACCGCACAGACAUUCGUCAAGUUCCAGGAGAUCCCGACCUGCAGCGCUCUGGAUUGGGAGUUCUUCUCAGUGGGCGAAGAUUACUUCUUGGUGGUUGCCAACUCCUUUGACGGAAAUACCUUCUCAGUAAACAGUAUUAUUUACAGGUGGCAGGGGUACGAAGGCUUCGUGGCUGUGCACAGCCUCCCGACCUUCGGCUGCCGGGACUGGGAGACCUUCCGCACCACGGCCGGCUCCUACCUCGUCUACUCCAGCGCCAAGGAGCCCCUCUCCCGGGUGCUGAAGCUCAGGACAGGGUGAUGGGCCUGGCCCCCGGGAACAGGACCCACCUCACUGCACCCCGGAGCCCCCCGAGAAGCCCUGGAACCUCUGGGGAGAUGCUCCUCGCUUCCAGAGCUGCCGUCUCGCUGUCCUGGCCCUCCCCCAACUGGAGACGUCGGUCACCUCUCUGGUCUGGUGCCCAGCGUGGACAGAUGCCGGGGGCUCGUGGGUGUUCGCCCGGAAACCAGAGCUGCCCUGCGGGGGUGUCGCUUCACAGGAAAGUUCAUACAACUGUUUACCUCACACGCAGAAGCCGGGCACCUUCCCUGCGGCGUCCGUUUGGGGCCUGGCCACGCUGCCCUGGUUGUCGAGCCCAGACGGGGAGCAGGCGUGAGGCUGUCCUCCACGUUCAUGCAGCUAUUUAUUGUUCGUUGUCUACACUGAAAUAUAUU
Myotis lucifugus (little brown bat) is the source of this 2424-nucleotide messenger RNA. RefSeq names its product thrombospondin type laminin G domain and EAR repeats (gene TSPEAR). Gene Ontology annotation, biological process: signal transduction. The record is from RefSeq and is a predicted model, not a curated record. Lineage: Eukaryota; Metazoa; Chordata; Mammalia; Chiroptera; Vespertilionidae.